Molecule: messenger RNA, 639 nt
Organism: Oppiella nova
Lineage: Eukaryota; Metazoa; Arthropoda; Arachnida; Sarcoptiformes; Oppiidae
Source: the annotation of a GenBank genome assembly
AUGAAUGCAAUUAAAUGUGUAGUAGUUGGUAACGGAGGUGUGGGUAAAACAAGUCUAUUAAAGUGUUAUACGACGGACAAAUACGACCUCUGUUGGACGGCCUAUAUUUGUGACAAUAUAUACAAUUAUUCCGCUAAUGUGAUGGUCGACGGAGAGUCCGUCAAUCUAGACCUCUGGGAUACGGCCGGUCAGGAGGACUACGACCGACUGCGGCCCCUAUCAUACCCGCAAACCGACGUCUUUCUCAUAUGCUAUUCGGUGGACAACCCGUCAUCCUUUGAAAACGUACGGAUCAAAUGGUAUCCGGAAGUGAGACACCACUGUCCCGAUAAACCUAUUAUACUGGUGGGCACUAAACUGGAUCUCCGGGACGACCCCAAAACACUGGACAAGCUUAAGGAGCGCAAAAUGGCACCCAUUACUUACCCCCAGAGCCUGGCCAUGGCUAAGGAUAUCGGCGCCGUUAAGUACUUGGAGUGCUCGGCGCUCACACGGGAAGGCCUUACGAAUGUGUUCGAUGAGGCCGUACGUGCCGUCUCGUGUCCUCAGGUCAAGCCUAAUAAAAGGAAGCUCUGUGUUGUACUAUAAGCAAGAUCAUUAAUUUGACAUUUAACCCAUUAAACUGAAUCAAUAACCCUU